This is a messenger RNA of Pseudomassariella vexata, 771 nucleotides long. RefSeq lists its product as uncharacterized. The record is from RefSeq and is a predicted model, not a curated record. Lineage: Eukaryota; Fungi; Ascomycota; Sordariomycetes; Amphisphaeriales; Pseudomassariaceae. The coding region runs from base 1 to 771 and encodes 256 amino acids. The transcript has 3 exons.
AUGAAGUUCAUCUUGGGAGCAUCUCUUUUGGCUGCUACAGUCUCGGCCUUGCCGUCACCUGCACCUCCUGCUGCUGCGGCUCCCGGCCAGCCUAGAAAGUUCACUAUCAGACAAGACUUCCUUGCAACGGCCAACAAGAUCAUCCCAGUCGUCGUGGGUGGACCCCAAGAUACAUACGCACCGAACGUUGUGACGGCCGCCGUGGGAGAUAUCGUGCAGUUCCAGUUCAGCAAUGGCAACCAUACCGUCACCCAGAGCGCCGCCGAGGCUGCGUGCCAGCCGCUACAAGCCACAGUCGCCACGGGAGUACACAGUGGGCAUAUUCCCUUUGUGGACGGCCAGACAGAGGUCGGCACCUUCAACAUGCCUGUCACAAGUACAGACACUAUGUUCCUCUACUGCGCAACGGGGCCUCAUUGUCAAGAAGGCCAAGUCAUGGUCAUCAAUCCUACCGACGAUCAACAAAUCGUGGAUUACGUCAAAGCAUCCCAGUCUACGACUGCAAGCGUGGACGGUACCGCUGUCGUCGGAGGCACGGUAGGAACCAUUCCCCUGGCGGAGGCGGCUUUCGUCCCUGCUCCAGCAGAGGAAGCUGCUCCCCCGGCUGCUGCUCCCCCGGCUGCUGCUCCCCCGGCUGCUGCUCCCGCGGAACCUGCUGCUGAACCCGCGGAACCCGCUGCACCGGAAACCACUCCUCCUCCUGCGCCAGCUGAUCCUGCUGCCCCUGAGCCUCCUACGACCACCAUUACCAUCACUGUUCCUCCUGUGUAG